Molecule: messenger RNA, 3732 nt
Organism: Nymphaea colorata (pocket water lily)
Lineage: Eukaryota; Viridiplantae; Streptophyta; Magnoliopsida; Nymphaeales; Nymphaeaceae
Product: putative pentatricopeptide repeat-containing protein At3g25060, mitochondrial
Exons: 3
Coding region: 756-2894 (712 amino acids)
Biological process (GO): RNA modification
Cellular component (GO): intracellular membrane-bounded organelle
Molecular function (GO): RNA binding; zinc ion binding; protein binding
Source: RefSeq, a predicted model, not a curated record
UUCCGUCCACCCCUUUCCAUAGAGCCAGUUCCGGCGACUAGCGACCUGCUAACCCGCGAGUAUCAGUGACCUGCUAACAAAUGCAGUGCAGUGGUGGGAGCAGCAGUCGAUUAGUCACGGGUCUCCCUAAAAAGGUAACAGUGACAGAGGGCUUCACUGCACUGAGAGCCAACCGGAUUUGAAGGUUUGGCGAAACCUUCAGCAGCGAUCGAGGGUUGUGAGUUCAUUGGAAAAGAGCCUUCGACUGAUUCUCCAACUGCAUCAGAAGGGUAAAACAAUGGCGGCUUCUCCAGCCGCACCUGGUAGAACAAACAACUGUAGUGUUCAGUUCCUCAAGCAGCAGACAACUUGAAGGAGCAAUAGUGGAUUCUCUGGUUGAGCUUGGAAAACCGGCAGUCGUGGUCUUCCAAGCCAUCGAAUGAUAUUGAUCUCCUUGACUCUGAUACCACUGAUGGUGCCUUUGGUCCAUUCUACGUUUCUUGAGCAAGUUCACCAAUGGAUUCUCCAGGUAGCAGCAGCAAUUGAAACAAGAGAACAAUGAGAGAUCAAAGCAAAGAGAAUUUGCAGGUUUGCUUCUAUGAGGCACAAAGGAGGGUUGACCAUCUGGCCCCGAUACCAAUGUUGGGACUUUGUGGGUUCCAUCCAAUUUCUCAACCCAGCAUCAACAUUAACCGGCGAGAGUAAACCUGCAACCAACAGGAUAGCAACGCAACAGCGUAGGGGAGAGAUAGAAAGAGGUAUUGUGGACUUGAUGGAUGAUGCGCAGCGGUAUUGUGGGUCUUUUAGCGUCUACGCGUCUUCUGCCAUGCCUUCUACACGAGGCAUCAGCUGUUGGGGUUUUUUCCUUGUGUCAUUCUUCAACGGUUUUACACAGGCGUCGACUUCACUAUGGCUACCUUCUCCGCUCCUGCACCAAUGUCAUGUCACUUGGGCAACUGCACGCUCAGCUCUUACUAAUUGGAGGAUCUUCGAACCCCGCAAUAUGGGGCCAGUUGGUGAGUCCGUACAUCAAGUUUGGGUGCCUGGACACUGCUCGAAAAGUGUUCGACGAAAUGUCUCAAAGACAUAUUGCCAUAUGGAAUGCCAUGAUAAUUGGCUAUUCGAGAGGUGGUUUUUGUUUGGAAGUUGUCGACUUGUAUCAUAGGUUGGUUGCCGAGGGGGUUCGGCCCGAUAGCUCGACGUUUACUCUAGCGAUCCAGGCAUGCACCAAGCUUCGAGAUUUGGGGAUGGGAAAUGAGGUUCUAAAUUUUGCACUACAGUCCGGAUAUGGCGAUGAUGUGUUUGUUGCGUCUGCUGCUGUCAAUAUGUUUGUUAAAUUUGGCAGAAUGGAUAGUGCGAUUAGAGUGUUUGAGAAAAUGCCGAGGAGAGACCUGGUUACCUGGACGAUUAUUAUUUCUGGUUAUGCACAAUGUGGAAUGGGAGACAAGGCUUUGAGUUUUUUCCGGAGAAUGCAGUCGGUGGGCAUUGGUGGUGAUGCGAUCGUCAUGGUGGGUCUGCUUCAAGCUUGUGCCAGGAUGGGGACACUUAAACUUGGCCUCUCUGUUCAUGCACAUAUCUUUAGGAGGGAAUUCCCCAUGGACGUGGUGUUGAGCACGAGUAUUGUUGAUAUGUAUGCUAAAAAUGGCGCAUUGGCUGAGGCUCGCCGCUUGUUUGAUGCGAUGCCUCAUAGAAAUGUGGUUUCCUGGAGCGCGAUGGUGUCUGGAUAUGCACAAAAUGGGUAUGCAGGCGACGCACUUAGCCUGUUUGUUGCAAUGCAACAAGAGACAUGUGAGGUAGAUUUAGUUUCUCUUGUGAGUGCACUGCUUGCUUGUUCACACAUUGGUCUCCUUCAACAAGGAAAGUCUAUACAUUGCUUCAUAAUCAAGAAGCUUGAUUUGGAUGUGAUUUCGGCCACUGCCUUGAUUGAUAUGUACGCAAAAUGUGGUAACUUAGUGACGGCACGUAGGUUAUUUGAUUGGAUGAGCUUUAGAGAUUCAAUUGCUUGGAACGCAAUGAUCUCAAGCUAUGGCGUUCACGGUCUUGGAAGGGAUGCAAUUGCGCUGUUUAAACAGAUGCUGAACAGCCAGGUGAAGCCAGACGAUGCUACAUUUGCUUCUUUAUUAUCUGCGUGCAGUCAUACAGGCCUUGUUGAGGAAGGUCAGCAUUGGUUCCACCUGAUGUCAAAGUUCUGCAUUCAGCCUGGUGAGAAACACUAUGCUUGCAUGGUUGAUCUAUUGGCUCGUGCAGGUCGACUCCACGAAGCGCACGAGUUAAUCAAGUCAAUGGUAGUAAAGCCAGGGAUCUCUGUUUGGAGUGCGCUGCUUGCUGGGUGCAAAAACUAUCGUGAUACUGAACUUGGUGUGGUGGUGGCGAACAUCAUUUUUGACAUGCAACCGGAUGAUCCAGGCAUGUACACAUUAGUUUCCAAUGUUUAUGCCUUGGGAAAGAAGUGGGAUGGUGUUGCUGAAGUUAGAACGAUAAUGAAGAAGAAGGGGAUGAAGAAGACACCGGGUUUCAGCAUAACACUUGUGAAUGGGAAGCUUCAUGGAUUCACAGCGGAGGAUAGGACGCAUCCUCUGCACAGGGAGAUGAUGACACUUCUAGAGGCUCUAGAUUAUCAAAUCAGAAAGGCUGGUUAUGUUCCAGAUACUCGGUCUGUGCUGCAUGAUCUGGCGGAGGAGUUGAAGGAAGAGAUGCUCUGUGGUCAUAGUGAGAGGCUAGCAAUUGCUUUUGGCCUUUUGAACACGAGUGCAGGUUCACGGAUCACGGUGACAAAGAACCUGCGCAUUUGUGGCGAUUGCCAUACUGCCAUCAAAUUUAUCUGCAAGAUUGUGAAUCGGGAAAUCGUUGUGAGGGAUGUCAAGCGUUUUCAUCAUUUCAAGGACGGAAAGUGUUCCUGUGGGGAUUAUUGGUGAAUUGAUGCUGGUUUGGACCUUUUUCGAUCUCCAGCCUGCUGGUGCUCGGUGUAGCCUCGUCAUGGUCUUGUCGAGCUUCUGUCUCAUCCAAGUCAAUGUCAAGUUACUCAAUGGUCUGUAAGAAGCUGCCCAUCUCACGCGUUUAGUAUAACUGAUUAGGCGAGUGGACAAGCUUCAUGCUGAGGACGAAUUGUUUCAUUCAGAUUAGGGUGCGAAUUUCAAGGGUUGACAAGCUUCUUGAAAGAACAUGGAAUAGGCCACCGGAUACCAUGUCCACAUGCCACAACAAAGUGGCAUGGUAGAAAGAAGGCACUGACAAAUAUCCUCCUCCUAUUGCUCGCUUGUCUUAGCCAGAACCCAAAAAUGCAUAGGCUGUUCAAAUUCCACAUUAGUAUGAAGCUAUGAAGUCUGAACUUAAAGCCUUGUACCAAGAUAAAACUUGGACAUUAGUCACACCUGACUAUGGUAAAAGCAUUAUAAGGUCAAACUGGGUGUUUAAAGUGAAGAGAAAAGCGUAUGAGUCUCUUGAAUGGUAUAGGCACGGUUGGUUGCAAAAGAGUAUAGUUAGCAAGAAGGACUAGAAUACUUCCAAAGUCAAGCCAAAAACCAUAAGAAUAGUCUUUAUUAUCACUUUGCGCAAAGGAUGGUGCACAAGAUAGUUAGAUGUUUAAACACAUUCUUACAUUGCAGCUUAGAAGAAAUUGUUUACAUGCAACAGCCACCGGCAUUUGAGGACCCUUAUCAACCCAAUUAUGUGUAAACUACACAAGACACUCUAUGGGUUGAAACAAGCACCAACAUUCUUGGUACUCACGUUUGAGUGCUUUUCAUUCUUAAU